Molecule: messenger RNA, 2026 nt
Organism: Cannabis sativa
Lineage: Eukaryota; Viridiplantae; Streptophyta; Magnoliopsida; Rosales; Cannabaceae
Product: polygalacturonase QRT3
Exons: 4
Coding region: 335-1834 (499 amino acids)
Molecular function (GO): polygalacturonase activity
Source: RefSeq, a predicted model, not a curated record
AGAGAGACAUAAAAAAGGAACAAAUCCCUUAAAUAUAAUAUUAUAUAUAGAUGUACAUAUAGAGAACCAAUACUAUGUACAUAUACGGAAUGGUGUAUAAUGAAUGAUUCCAAUAAGAAAACAUUUUCUUAGCAAAUCUUAGUUACGCCCUUCUCUUUUCAUGUUCCUAUCAAUUCGCCCUGUAAUAUUAUUUAAAAAUGUAAAAUAUAAAUAGAGACAAAUUAACACCAAACCAAACUAAAAACCCAACAACAAUAGAGAGAGAGAGAGAGAGAGAGAGAGAGAGAAGAGAAAAUAUCUCCUCUCUUCCUAGCUCUGUAGCUUAAGAGAAAAAAUGGGAAUGGAAAGAGUUGAGGUAAGAGGUUUGAUGAUAUGGUGUAUGAUAAUGGGUUUAUUAGCAAACUUGGUCACAACCCAUGUCCAUGGAGGGGACCAGUCUCCCUUGGUGGCAGCAGCCCAUUUUCGGAAAAUGAAAACUUUCGAAGCCUCGGCUGUCCCUGUUUCAGGAUCUCCAUUAGUUUCUCCUUCUCCCUCACAGGGGGAGAGUCAUCCACGAGUGUAUCACGUGACAUCGUACGGCGCUGAUCCGACGGGGAAAACGGACAGUACAGACGCACUUUUGGAAGCAAUGUCGGCUGCGUUUCAAGGCCCAACCGAAGGGUUCUUGAUGGAAGGGAUAGCCAAUCUUGGUGGCCCAAGGAUCGAUCUUCAAGGUGGUUACUACCUCAUCAGCCGACCUCUUCGUUUUCCGGCAGCCGGCGCCGGUAAUAUUAUGAUUCACGGGGGAACAUUGAAAGCUUCUGAUGAUUUCCCACUAGACGGAUAUUUGAUUGAUUUGUCAUCAUCAUCAUCAACAUCCAAAGCUAAACAGAGUAACGAAACACUAAAUGCUGAACUUGCUUCUUCUUCAUCCUAUAACUACGAGUACAUUACCAUAAAAGAUGUAAUGUUAGACUCAAACUACAGAGGUGGAGCCAUUUCAGUCAUAAACUCAUUAAGAACAAGCAUAGACAACUGUUACAUUACACAUUUCACAACUAAUGGAAUCGAAGUAAGACAAGGCCAUGAAACCUACAUUCGAAACUCUUACCUCGGCCAGCACAUCACGGCGGGUGGCGAUCCAGGGGAGCGCAACUUCUCUGGUACAGCCAUCACUCUGGAUGGGAAUGACAAUGCUGUCACUGAUGUUGUCAUAUUUUCUGCAGCCACAGGAAUUUUGAUCUCUGGCCAGGCAAAUGUACUCUCUGGAGUCCAUUUGUAUAAUAAGGCCACUGGUUUUGGUGGCACUGGGAUUUACUUGAAACUUCCCGGCUUAGCACAAACCAGGAUUGUGAAUUGUUACUUGGAUUACACAGGAAUCAUUGCUGAAGAUCCGGUUCAGCUUUUGGUCUCCAACAGUUUUUUCCUUGGGGAUGCUUAUAUUGUCCUGAAAUCAGUAAAUGGGGUUGCUAAUGGGGUCAACAUUGUGGACAAUAUGUUUAGUGGGUCUGGAAAAGGAGUUGAGAUUGUUCAGUUGGACCAAUCUAGAGGGAAAUUUAAGGACGUUGAUCAAGUUUUUGUGGACAGGAACAAUGUGAAGGGAAUGAAGCUCAAGGCCACAGUUGCUAAGGGAGCUGUUCAAGGGAAUGGAACAUCAUGGACGGUAGACUUCAGUGGAGUUCUUCUUUUUCCUAAUCAGAUUAGGCAUGUUCAAUACACUUUAAGCACACCCACUGGUGGAUUCCCUAACCAUGUCCUUCGCAAUUCGUCAGACAAUCGAGUUGUUAUUGAGUCCAAUGUGGCCAUUCCGGCCAGUGUUUUCGUAACGGUUAACCAAGUACUUGUUCAAAGCUAAUUAAUGUGCUUCUAAUUUCCUAACCUAUCAAUUGGAAUCAGAUAGUUUAAUCUGCCUCAGCUAAAUAGAAGAUAAAAACUCUCAAUUUAAUGUACUACAAUCAAAAGGAAAAUUAAUUGUCUUAGACUAUGUUGUAAGGUUUGGGAAUAUACUCAAUAAAGUGUAAAAUACACAAAAGAUGUUAUGAAGAAA